Messenger RNA from Colletotrichum graminicola M1.001, 360 nucleotides. RefSeq lists its product as uncharacterized. The coding region runs from base 1 to 360 and encodes 119 amino acids. Lineage: Eukaryota; Fungi; Ascomycota; Sordariomycetes; Glomerellales; Glomerellaceae. The record is from RefSeq and is a predicted model, not a curated record. The transcript has 2 exons.
AUGGAACCCCAGCUCCCUAACAAGAACGAGAUCCGCUCGCAGGCCGCGGCCGGCGAGCCAAUCACCCAGACCGAGGCCUCGACCCUCGCCUCCGCCGAGACCGACGUGACCGGCUUCGGCCCCAUCAAGGGCGGCACGGCGGCCACGGCGCAGAGCGUGCACGACAGGCAGCAGAACUUCAUUGCGACGGCCGGCGACGCCGCGCGCAAGCCCGCGCGGGAGAUCACAAAGGAGGACGCCGCGGCAAUCCAGAGCGCCGAGUCUCGGGCGCUGGGCGGUCGGCCACCAAAGGGUUCGGCAUCAGCGAACGCGCAAGCACUCGCCACCGAGAACGAGAAGCAGAAACAGACACAGGGUUAA